GAACAGAGCUAUUUUGUAUCCAGCUUCCCUCACUUUACUAGCGUUCAAAAUCCCAGUUUUUAAUGAGCUUGGACGGGACUUCUCUCCGGUUCUAACCCCCUUGGAAAUCCGAGAGACCACCUGGCGCCUGCGCAUAGUGCCGCGCGCGUGCCCCGCCCUUCGCGCAUGCGUGCCCUGCCCCGCGGCCACGACGCCUUUGCCACGUCAUCGGUGUUUUUGGGUCAAGGGCUGCUGCUGGGAUUGUCAGCUCCAUUUUGUGGUCGGUGCCCGUCGCAAUCAGCUGUGUCUUCCGGAGGUCGCAUUGCAAGCUUCGUCUCCGUCGGCUUAGAGUCUCCAGCAGGACGAUGAGACACUCGAAGAGAACUUACUGUCCUGACUGGGAUGAAAAGGACUGGGAUUAUGGAAAAUGGAGAAGCAGUAGCAGUCAUAAGAGAAAGAAGAGAUCAUAUAGCAGUGGUCGAGAGAACAAGCAUUGCAAAUACAAUCACUCUAAAACAUCUGAUAGCUAUUACAUGGAAAGCAGAUCUAUAAAUGAGAAAGAUUAUCAUAGUCGACGCUAUAUUGAUGAGUACAGAAAUGACUACAGUCAAGGAUGUGAACUUGGACAUCGCCAUCGAGAUCAUGAAAGCAGAUAUCAGAACCAUAGUAGCAAGUCCUCUGGUAGAAGUGGAAGAAGUAGUUAUAAAAGUAAACACAGGAUUCAGCACAGUACUUCACAUCAUCGCUCACAUGGGAAGAGUCACCGAAGGAAAAGAACCAGGAGUGUAGAGGAUGAUGAGGAGGGUCACCUGAUCUGUCAGAGUGGAGACGUACUAAGUGCAAGAUAUGAAAUUGUUGAUACUUUAGGUGAAGGGGCUUUUGGAAAAGUUGUGGAAUGUAUCGAUCAUAAAGCGGGAGGUAGACAUGUAGCAGUAAAAAUAGUUAAAAAUGUGGAUAGAUAUUGUGAAGCUGCUCGCUCAGAAAUUCAAGUUCUGGAACACUUAAAUACAACAGACCCCAACAGUACUUUCCGCUGUGUCCAGAUGUUGGAGUGGUUUGAGCAUCAUGGUCACAUUUGCAUUGUGUUUGAACUACUGGGACUUAGUACUUAUGAUUUCAUUAAGGAAAAUGGUUUUCUGCCAUUUCGACUGGAUCAUAUCAGGAAGAUGGCAUAUCAGAUAUGCAAGUCUGUGAAUUUUUUGCACAGCAAUAAAUUGACUCACACAGAUUUAAAGCCUGAAAACAUCUUAUUUGUGCAGUCUGACUACACAGAGGUAUAUAAUCCCAAAAUGAAACGUGAUGAACGUACCUUAAUAAAUCCAGAUAUUAAAGUUGUAGAUUUUGGCAGUGCAACCUAUGAUGAUGAACAUCACAGUACAUUGGUAUCUACAAGACAUUAUAGAGCACCUGAAGUUAUUUUAGCCCUAGGAUGGUCCCAACCAUGUGAUGUCUGGAGUAUAGGAUGUAUUCUUAUUGAAUACUAUCUUGGGUUUACAGUAUUUCCAACACAUGAUAGUAAGGAGCACUUGGCAAUGAUGGAAAGGAUUCUUGGACCCCUACCAAAACAUAUGAUACAGAAAACCAGGUAUGUUUUAGUUAAUUAAGAGGUAGCGGGGCUGUGGGGGCUGAGGAUAUAGCUUAGUUGGGUAGGCACAAGGCCAUGAGUUCCCCAGUACCUAAAAAAAAAAAAAAAAAAAAAGGAGUGCCAUCCUUUUUAUAACUUGGUUAAUUGUUUGGAUGAGAACUUUAGUAAACAAAUCACACUAGUGCAUUUUCAGUUAAGUAAUAGAUGACUUUUGUGGGGAGUGGAUAACUCUGUACCUUAGCUACAUUUUAAACCUCUUAAAAGCAUUGAUCUUUCUAAAGUGUAGUAAAUGGUAGAACCAAUCACCUUUGCUAGAUGUUUUUAAAGUUUCAAUAUCAACAUAAAUAAUAAAAAUCGGGCUGGGGA
Molecule: messenger RNA, 1930 nt
Organism: Urocitellus parryii (Arctic ground squirrel)
Lineage: Eukaryota; Metazoa; Chordata; Mammalia; Rodentia; Sciuridae
Source: RefSeq, a predicted model, not a curated record